This is a messenger RNA of Loa loa (African eye worm), 276 nucleotides long. RefSeq lists its product as hypothetical. The transcript has 2 exons. Lineage: Eukaryota; Metazoa; Nematoda; Chromadorea; Rhabditida; Onchocercidae. The record is from RefSeq and is a predicted model, not a curated record. The coding region runs from base 1 to 276 and encodes 91 amino acids.
AUGUCGCUUGUUUUUUGCGUUACUUAUGGAAUUGCAAUGUUCCGCUAUAACGCGCUAACAGAGUGCGGGAAGCGGCAAACAUCGGAUGCAAUGCUGAGGAAAUUGGAGUUGAAUGGAUUGGACUGGACAGUGGGUGGAGUAAGGGUUAUUGCAUGGGGCAGUAACGUAAUGGUCAGUUAUGUCCACUUGCAACUCAAUGUUAGUUCAUGCGGUACUUUUUGCGGAAGAAGAAAGCUAAUUCAAAUGUAUUUAUGCGCUAUGCGACAACUUUUUUGA